GCUUGAUUUGUGAGUGUGCUUUUUAUGAUGGUUGUUCACAAAUCUAAAGACUCUUUUCUUAAAAUGUGCAUAGCAAAGAACUACAUCAGACCCAGUUGUCAGGUUGCAGUUGUCAGCAAUUUAGGCAGGUUCACAGAAAUGGGGAGGGGUACAGGACGUACAACUUCUACAGAGCACAUCAUGGUUUCCCCCCAGGCCUGUGACGUCAUUUGUUUCUCAUUGGACUGAACCUUGAGGUUUGUGUAGUGGAAAAACGUACAGCCCCACUGGUGGAGCACACCUUAUAAAGUGGACGGCAUCAGUGAGGUGAUCAAACUCAAGACGACCUGCCGCUGACAACACAACAAAAUCUACUGACUAACAACAACCAAAGACUCCAACAUGAGGAUUCACUGCAUCUUCAUCGCCUGUCUCGCUCUCUUCGCCCUCUGCUCACUGGCAAGCACCCAAAACGCUCAAGGUCCUGAUAAAUGCUGCUUUUCUUUUACCAAUAUGAAAAUUCCUGUAAAGCAGGUUGUCGGUUACCAUACAACUCAUUUUGAAUGCCACAUGAGUGGAAUCAUUUUCAUCAUGAAAUCUGGAAAGGAGAUCUGUGCUGACCUGAACGAAAGAUGGGUUCAGAAACUGAAGAGCCGAGUGAAUGCUCGUUUAACCUGAAAGAAAAGACAGAGGCUGGGUACACUGUAAAAAAAUUCCGUAGAAAUCGCAGCUGGGUUGCCG
Paramisgurnus dabryanus is the source of this 720-nucleotide messenger RNA. Lineage: Eukaryota; Metazoa; Chordata; Actinopteri; Cypriniformes; Cobitidae. The record is from RefSeq and is a predicted model, not a curated record.